AAUUGCAAAGAUCUGCCCUGUGUCGAGUAUGACAGCCACGACUCGUGGCUCUCCAGUAGGAGGGAAUGACAGCCAGGGCCAGGCUCCUGAUGGACAGUCUCAGCCCCCCCUCCAACAGAAUCAGACUUCAUCGCCUGAUUCUUCCAAUGAAAAUUCCCCGGCAACUCCCCCAGAUGAACAAGGUCAAGGUGAUGCCCCACCACAGCUUGAAGAUGAGGAACCUGCAUUUCCACAUACUGACCUGGCAAAGUUGGAUGACAUGAUCAAUAGGCCUCGAUGGGUGGUUCCAGUUUUGCCAAAAGGGGAAUUAGAAGUGCUUUUAGAAGCUGCUAUUGAUCUUAGUAAAAAAGGCCUUGAUGUUAAAAGUGAAGCAUGCCAGCGAUUUUUCCGAGAUGGGCUAACAAUAUCAUUCACUAAAAUCCUUACAGAUGAGGCAGUAAGUGGCUGGAAGUUCGAAAUUCAUAGGUGUAUUAUCAACAAUACUCAUCGCCUGGUGGAGCUAUGUGUGGCCAAGUUGUCCCAAGACUGGUUUCCACUUCUAGAACUUCUCUCCAUGGCCUUAAAUCCUCAUUGCAAAUUCCAUAUCUACAAUGGUACACGUCCGUGUGAAUCCGUUUCCUCAAGUGUUCAGUUGCCUGAAGAUGAACUCUUCGCUCGUUCUCCAGACCCUCGAUCACCAAAAGGUUGGCUGGUGGAUCUUCUCAACAAGUUCGGCACUUUAAAUGGGUUCCAGAUUUUGCAUGAUCGUUUUAUUAAUGGAUCAGCAUUAAAUGUUCAAAUAAUUGCAGCCCUUAUUAAACCAUUUGGGCAAUGCUAUGAGUUUCUCACUCUUCAUACAGUGAAAAAGUACUUUCUUCCAGUAAUAGAAAUGGUUCCACAGUUUUUAGAAAACUUAACUGAUGAAGAGCUGAAAAAAGAAGCAAAGAAUGAAGCCAAAAAUGAUGCUCUUUCAAUGAUUAUUAAAUCUUUGAAGAAUUUAGCUUCAAGGGUUCCCGGACAAGAAGAAACUGUAAAAAAUUUAGAAAUAUUUAGGUUAAAAAUGAUACUUAGAUUACUGCAAAUUUCAUCUUUCAAUGGAAAGAUGAAUGCACUGAAUGAGGUUAAUAAGGUGAUAUCUAGUGUGUCUUACUACACUCAUCGGCAUGGUAACCCUGAGGAGGAAGAGUGGCUUACAGCUGAACGAAUGGCAGAAUGGAUACAGCAGAACAAUAUCUUAUCCAUAGUAUUGCGAGAUAGUCUGCAUCAACCACAGUAUGUAGAAAAGCUGGAGAAGAUUCUUCGUUUUGUCAUCAAAGAAAAAGCUCUGACUUUACAAGAUCUUGAUAAUAUCUGGGCAGCACAGGCAGGGAAGCAUGAAGCCAUUGUGAAGAAUGUACAUGAUCUACUGGCAAAGUUAGCGUGGGAUUUUUCUCCUGAACAACUUGAUCAUCUUUUUGAUUGCUUUAAGGCCAGUUGGACAAAUGCAAGUAAAAAGCAGCGUGAAAAGCUACUUGAGCUGAUACGUCGCCUUGCAGAAGAUGAUAAAGAUGGUGUAAUGGCACACAAAGUGCUGAACCUACUGUGGAAUCUGGCCCACAGUGAUGAUGUACCUGUAGACAUCAUGGACCUGGCUCUCAGUGCCCACAUAAAAAUACUAGAUUAUAGUUGCUCACAGGACCGUGACACACAGAAGAUCCAGUGGAUAGAUCGUUUUAUAGAAGAACUUCGUACAAAUGACAAAUGGGUAAUUCCUGCACUGAAACAAAUUAGAGAAAUUUGUAGUUUGUUUGGUGAAGCCCCUCAAAAUUUGAGUCAAACUCAGCGAAGUCCUCAUGUAUUUUAUCGCCAUGAUUUAAUCAAUCAACUUCAGCACAAUCAUGCCCUAGUUACUUUGGUAGCAGAAAACCUUGCAACUUAUAUGGAAAGCAUGAGGCUAUAUGCUAGAGAUCAUGAAGACUAUGACCCCCAAACUGUGAGGCUGGGAAGUAGAUAUAGUCAUGUUCAAGAAGUCCAAGAACGGCUUAACUUCCUUAGAUUUUUAUUGAAGGAUGGCCAAUUGUGGCUAUGUGCUCCUCAGGCAAAACAGAUAUGGAAAUGCUUAGCAGAGAAUGCAGUUUACCUUUGUGAUCGUGAAGCCUGCUUUAAGUGGUAUUCCAAGUUGAUGGGGGAUGAACCAGACUUGGAUCCUGAUAUUAAUAAAGACUUCUUUGAGAGUAAUGUACUUCAGCUUGAUCCUUCCCUGUUAACUGAGAAUGGAAUGAAAUGUUUUGAGCGAUUCUUCAAAGCUGUGAAUUGUCGAGAAGGAAAACUAGUAGCAAAAAGGAGAGCAUAUAUGAUGGAUGAUUUGGAGUUAAUAGGAUUAGACUACCUUUGGAGGGUCGUGAUUCAAAGUAAUGACGAUAUUGCCAGCAGAGCUAUAGAUCUCCUUAAAGAGAUAUAUACAAACCUUGGUCCGAGGCUGCAGGUCAAUCAGGUGGUAAUCCAUGAAGACUUCAUUCAGUCUUGCUUUGAUCGUUUGAAAGCCUCUUAUGACACAUUGUGUGUUUUGGAUGGUGACAAAGAUAGUAUUAAUUGUGCAAGGCAGGAAGCUGUUCGAAUGGUUCGAGUAUUAACUGUGUUAAGAGAGUACAUAAAUGAAUGUGACAGUGAUUAUCACGAGGAAAGAACAAUUCUACCUAUGUCAAGAGCUUUCCGUGGUAAACACCUCUCUUUUAUAGUUCGAUUUCCAAACCAGGGCAGACAAGUUGAUGACUUGGACGUAUGGUCUCAUACAAAUGAUACGAUCGGUUCAGUAAGACGAUAUAUUCUCAAUCGUAUUAAAGCCAAUGUAGCUCAUACAAAAAUCGAGCUCUUUGUGGGCGGUGAACUGAUAGAUCCUGCAGACGACAGAAAGUUGAUUGGACAAUUAAACUUAAAAGAUAAAUCACUAAUUACAGCCAAACUUACACAAAUAAGUUCCAAUAUGCCUUCAAGCCCUGAUAGUUCUUCUGAUUCCUCAACUGGGUCUCCUGGAAACCAUGGUAAUCAUUACAGUGAUGGUCCCAAUCCAGAAGUGGAAAGCUGUUUGCCUGGGGUGAUAAUGUCACUGCAUCCCAGAUACAUCUCUUUCCUUUGGCAAGUUGCAGACUUAGGUAGCAGCCUAAAUAUGCCUCCUCUUAGAGAUGGAGCAAGAGUACUUAUGAAACUUAUGCCACCAGAUAGCACAACAAUAGAAAAAUUAAGAGCUAUUUGUUUAGACCACGCCAAACUUGGAGAAAGCAGCCUUAGUCCAUCUCUUGACUCGCUUUUCUUUGGUCCUUCAGCCUCACAAGUGCUAUACCUAACAGAGGUAGUCUAUGCCUUGUUAAUGCCUGCUGGUGCACCUCUGGCUGAUGAUUCCUCUGAUUUUCAAUUUCACUUCUUGAAAAGUGGUGGCCUACCCCUUGUCCUGAGCAUGCUAACCAGAAAUAACUUCCUACCAAAUGCAGAUAUGGAAACUCGAAGGGGUGCUUACCUCAAUGCUCUUAAAAUAGCCAAACUGUUGCUAACUGCCAUUGGCUAUGGCCAUGUUCGAGCUGUAGCAGAAGCUUGUCAGCCAGGUGUAGAAGGCGUGAAUCCCAUGACAUCGGUCAACCAAGUUACUCAUGAUCAAGCCGUGGUGCUACAAAGUGCCCUUCAGAGCAUUCCUAAUCCAUCAUCAGAAUGCAUGCUUAGAAAUGUGUCCAUUCGUCUUGCUCAGCAAAUAUCUGAUGAGGCUUCAAGAUACAUGCCUGAUAUCUGUGUAAUUAGAGCUAUUCAAAAAAUCAUCUGGGCAUCAGGAUGUGGGGCAUUACAGCUAGUAUUUAGCCCAAAUGAAGAAAUCACUAAAAUUUAUGAGAAGACCAAUGCAGGCAGUGAGCCAGACCUGGAGGAUGAACAGGUUUGCUGUGAAGCAUUGGAAGUGAUGACGUUAUGUUUUGCCUUGAUUCCGACAGCCUUGGAUGCUCUUAGUAAAGAAAAGGCUUGGCAGACAUUCAUUAUUGACUUACUGUUGCACUGUCACAGCAAAACUGUUCGCCAGGUGGCACAGGAGCAGUUCUUUUUAAUGUGCACCAGAUGUUGCAUGGGACACAGGCCUCUACUUUUCUUCAUUACUCUGCUCUUUACCGUGUUGGGGAGCACAGCCAGAGAGAGAGCUAAGCAUUCAGGCGACUACUUCACCCUCUUAAGACACCUUCUUAAUUACGCUUACAAUAGUAAUAUUAACAUACCCAAUGCUGAAGUUCUUCUCAAUAAUGAAAUUGAUUGGCUUAAAAGAAUUAGGGAUGAUGUUAAAAGAACAGGUGAAACAGGUGUGGAAGAGACGAUCUUAGAAGGCCACCUUGGGGUAACAAAAGAGUUACUGGCCUUUCAAACCCCUGAGAAAAAGUAUCAUAUUGGUUGUGAAAAAGGAGGUGCUAAUCUCAUUAAAGAAUUAAUUGAUGAUUUCAUCUUCCCUGCAUCCAAUGUCUACCUGCAAUAUAUGAGAAACGGAGAGCUGCCUGCUGAACAGGCAAUUCCAGUCUGUAGCUCCCCAGCUACCAUUAACGCUGGUUUUGAGUUACUUGUAGCAUUAGCUGUUGGCUGUGUGAGGAAUCUCAAACAGAUAGUAGAUUCUUUGACUGAAAUGUAUUAUAUUGGCACAGCAAUAACUACUUGUGAAGCACUUACAGAGUGGGAAUAUCUGCCACCUGUUGGACCCCGCCCACCUAAAGGAUUUGUGGGGCUGAAAAAUGCUGGUGCUACUUGUUACAUGAAUUCUGUGAUUCAGCAACUCUACAUGAUUCCCUCCAUCAGGAACGGUAUUCUUGCAAUUGAAGGCACAGGUAGUGAUGUAGAUGAUGAUAUGUCUGGGGAUGAGAAGCAGGACAAUGAGAGCAAUGUUGAUCCCAGAGAUGAUGUAUUUGGAUAUCCUCAACAAUUUGAAGAUAAACCAGCAUUAAGUAAAACAGAAGAUAGGAAAGAGUAUAAUAUUGGUGUUCUAAGGCACCUUCAAGUCAUCUUUGGUCAUUUAGCUGCUUCUCGACUACAAUACUAUGUGCCCAGAGGAUUUUGGAAACAGUUCAGGCUUUGGGGUGAGCCUGUUAAUCUGCGUGAACAGCAUGAUGCUUUAGAGUUUUUUAAUUCAUUGGUGGAUAGUUUAGAUGAAGCUCUGAAAGCCUUGGGACAUCCAGCUAUGCUAAGUAAAGUCUUAGGAGGUUCCUUUGCUGAUCAGAAGAUUUGCCAAGGCUGCCCACAUAGAUACGAGUGUGAAGAAUCUUUUACGACUUUGAAUGUAGACAUUAGAAAUCACCAAAAUCUUCUUGAUUCUUUGGAACAGUAUGUCAAAGGAGAUUUAUUAGAAGGUGCAAAUGCGUAUCAUUGUGAAAAAUGCAAUAAAAAGGUUGAUACCGUAAAGCGCUUGCUAAUUAAAAAAUUACCUCCCGUUCUUGCUAUCCAACUGAAACGAUUCGACUAUGACUGGGAAAGAGAAUGUGCAAUCAAAUUCAAUGAUUAUUUUGAAUUUCCUCGAGAGCUGGACAUGGAACCUUACACAGUCGCAGGUGUUGCAAAGCUGGAAGGAGAUAAUGUAAACCCAGAAAGUCAGUUGAUACAGCAGAAUGAGCAGUCUGAAAGUGAGACGGCAGGAAGCACGAAAUACAGACUUGUGGGUGUGCUGGUACACAGUGGCCAAGCAAGUGGGGGACAUUAUUAUUCUUACAUCAUUCAGAGGAAUGGUGGAGAUGGUGAGAGAAAUCGCUGGUAUAAAUUUGAUGAUGGAGAUGUAACAGAGUGUAAAAUGGAUGACGAUGAAGAAAUGAAAAACCAGUGUUUUGGUGGAGAGUACAUGGGAGAGGUAUUUGAUCACAUGAUGAAGCGCAUGUCAUACAGGCGCCAGAAAAGGUGGUGGAAUGCUUACAUACUUUUUUACGAACGACUGGAUACCAUAGACCAGGGUGAUGAGUUGAUAAGAUACAUAUCUGAGCUUGCUAUCACCACAAGACCCCAUCAAAUUAUUAUGCCAUCAGCCAUUGAGAGAAGUGUACGGAAGCAGAAUGUGCAAUUCAUGCAUAACCGAAUGCAGUACAGUCUGGAGUAUUUCCAGUUCAUGAAAAAGCUGCUUACGUGUAAUGGUGUUUACUUAAAUCCUCCGCCAGGGCAAGAUCACCUGUUGCCUGAAGCAGAAGAAAUCACUAUGAUUAGUAUUCAGCUUGCUGCUAGGUUCCUUUUUACCACAGGAUUUCACACCAAGAAAAUCGUCCGUGGCUCUGCCAGUGAUUGGUAUGAUGCAUUGUGUAUUCUCCUUCGUCACAGCAAGAAUGUCCGUUUUUGGUUUGCUCACAAUGUCCUUUUUAAUGUUUCAAAUCGCUUUUCUGAAUACCUUCUGGAGUGCCCCAGUGCAGAAGUAAGGGGUGCAUUUGCAAAACUUAUAGUUUUUAUUGCACAUUUUUCCUUGCAAGAUGGGCCAUGUCCUUCACCUUUUGCAUCUCCCGGACCUUCUAGUCAGGCUUAUGACAACUUAAGCCUAAGCGAUCACCUACUACGGGCAGUUCUCAAUCUCUUGAGAAGGGAAGUUUCAGAGCAUGGGCGUCAUUUGCAGCAGUAUUUCAAUCUGUUUGUAAUGUAUGCCAAUUUAGGUGUGGCAGAGAAGACACAACUUCUGAAAUUGAAUGUACCUGCUACCUUUAUGCUGGUGUCCUUAGAUGAAGGUCCAGGUCCUCCAAUCAAAUACCAGUAUGCUGAAUUAGGCAAAUUGUACUCAGUUGUGUCACAGCUGAUCCGCUGUUGCAAUGUCUCUUCAAGAAUGCAGUCUUCAAUCAAUGGUAAUCCUCCUCUUCCCAAUCCUUUUGGUGAUCCUAAUUUAUCACAACCUAUAAUGCCAAUUCAGCAGAAUGUGGCAGACAUUUUAUUUGUGAGAACAAGUUAUGUGAAGAAAAUCAUUGAGGACUGCAGUAACUCAGAGGAAACUGUCAAAUUGCUUCGUUUUUGCUGCUGGGAGAAUCCUCAGUUCUCAUCUACUGUCCUCAGUGAACUUCUCUGGCAGGUUGCAUAUUCCUACACUUACGAACUCCGACCCUAUUUGGAUCUGCUUUUGCAGAUCUUACUGAUUGAGGACUCCUGGCAGACUCACAGAAUUCAUAACGCACUUAAAGGAAUCCCAGAUGACCGAGAUGGGCUGUUUGACACAAUCCAGCGCUCUAAGAAUCACUAUCAAAAAAGAGCAUACCAGUGUAUAAAAUGUAUGGUAGCUCUUUUUAGCAAUUGUCCUGUUGCUUACCAGAUUCUGCAGGGCAACGGAGAUCUUAAAAGAAAGUGGACCUGGGCAGUGGAAUGGCUUGGAGAUGAACUUGAAAGACGACCAUACACCGGCAACCCUCAGUACACUUACAACAACUGGUCUCCUCCAGUGCAGAGCAAUGAAACAUCAAAUGGUUAUUUCUUGGAGAGAUCACAUAGUGCUAGGAUGACACUUGCAAAAGCUUGUGAACUCUGUCCAGAGGAGGUAAAAAAAAAAAAAAGGAAAACAAUUUGUUACUUUAUAGGCCAGUGUUUAUGUAUUAAUGAUAAUGAGCCAGAUGACCAAGAUGCCCCAGAUGAGCAUGAGUCACCUCCACCUGAAGAUGCCCCAUUAUACCCCCAUUCACCUGGAUCUCAGUAUCAACAGAAUAACCAUGUGCAUGGACAGCCAUAUACAGGCCCAGCAGCACAUCACAUGAACAACCCUCAGAGAACUGGCCAACGAGCACAAGAAAAUUAUGAAGGCAGUGAAGAAGUAUCCCCACCUCAGACGAAGGAUCAGUGAAAUGCACAUAACUAACUGGUUCCAUCAAGACUGUGCACCCAGGCCUUACAGUCCAACCUUUUUCUGUGUCUGGCUAAUAAUUUAAAACUAUUCCUAAUCAUAACAUGGAGUGGAGAGUUUAUUCACUGUCUUAUCUGCAGAAAUUUGCUGUCAAUAUAUAACCCGCCUGCAGUGGAAAGUGUAUAGUGUUUUGUAAUAAAUGGCCUGAUGCUAAUGUGUAAAUGGCAAAGGUGUAUAUAGUAUAUUAAUGUUUGACUGUUAAUUCUUAAGCAAGAAACUUUUCUUGAGGAGACUCACAGAUCUACAAAAACUACAAGUUAAUUUUCUUGUUCUACCCACUGCACUCUGCAACCAGUGUUGCCUGCCUCAUGGCAGUUGGAUCUACUCCUUUACAAAAACAAAAAAAUAAACCAACAGCAACAAAACAGAGCCCAUCCAUGUCAACCACACCAAUAGUUUCAUGUUAAUUCUUUGCCACUGGAGUCAGUUUUACUAUGAGCAAUGAUGUAAGGCUGGUAACCUUUAAAUUAUUUGGUUGAUGUGGACAAUUGGUGAUGUAACAUUGUUUCUAGAUCUUUUUCAUUGCCUUUUUAAUUCUGAUAUUAGGUUAAUCACUUUGAAGCUAUAGUUAUGCUGUAACAUUUAGCAUGGCUUCACACCAGGUUAGUGUAGCCAAUGAGGAAAAAAAUUACCAUAAUGACAGCAGUUGUCCCAGUGUGACAGCUGAUUUGCUCAGAGCUUUUCCUUCUUACACCUAGAAUAUAAAUAUAAAACAAGGGGAGAAAUGUGAUAUGAUAAACAGGCGGUUUUCAGUUACACACAUGUUGCUUAUGUCUGAUGUUUGACAGUUCGAUCUCUGGGUGGGAUAAAGAAAUUUCAGUAAUGGGAAUUUUUAAAGAUUUAAAACAAAUAUGCAAAAAUUUGCUAUGCCAGGAUGCUUGGAGCAUAAUAGAAGACUGUAUUUGGUGUGCUUGUUUUGUUUCUUUGGUAGAGCUUAUUAGGUGAAUCUUCUAAAACUUUCCUUCUGCUGGACCCCAGUGAAGUGGAAGUCACCAGAAUCCCACAGUACUUGGAGCACCACUGCACCAAGAUGUCUAGCUGAGUUUCUGCUCAAGGCACAGUUUUACUUGAAAGCAAGAAUUGUCCUAGCUCCUUUUCCAUUAUUCCAAAACUUUGAAUGUUCGAAGCAGGGUCUUGAUUAAAAAGGAAACUACUGGUUAGUCAAUCUAAUUGAGGUAUCAUAAUUUCAGCAUAAAGAUUUAAUUAAAGAUAAGGAACUCAUCAGUUAAUACUGUAUUUAAAAGAGAAUUGGUAACUUGAAUGUGUGUAAUUUUUGGAACCUGUCUAAAAACCAAAUACCCCUGCAGAUACAGUCCACCCUAUUCUAUUUAAAUAUUUUGCUGUUUUAUUUUAUAGAAAUUAUUUUGCUGAAUUCACAAAUAGAAUUUGAUUUACGAAGAACUUUUUGUCCUGUGGUGUGUUUUUGGUUUUGUUUUUGGGUUGGUUUUUUGUUUUUUGGUUGUUUUUUUUCCUUUUUUUUUCCUUUUUUUGUCUUUUUUUUUUGAGGACUGCAUAAUAAAAUUCUGUGCAUAGCAUGCUUAGGCAUGACACUGAAUUCAGGAGUUCAGUCACAUCGAGUUUUUGUGCACAGAAAGAUUUGACCUUUGGCCCUUGACUAAAGAUUUAGAGAAAACAGGAUGUUGACACUGUAAAAGUUUCCUAACAUAAUCAAUCUUGUACUUUUUGUAUGUUUUUUAUACAUGUAUAUUUAAUGAGCACAAGCUUGGUUGUAUUUUUUACAAUUUAGUUAAUAGGAAAAUGUUUUGUCAAAAAGGCUAUAGUUGGAACUGAACAAAGCAGAAACAAAAUUGAGAAUUGCUUUAUUUUGUGAUUAAAAGGGGCAGGUAUUUAAGAUAAAGCUUUGGGUAUCUUAUUUGCAGUACUCUAUAGUCCAUCUGUGCUUCUAGGUUUUCUGUAAUAUUAGGAAAUUUUGACACCAGACAGAUCCUGUUUUUACCUUAAGUAUAUUACAUCUGAGUUUAAGUUUGAGCAAAAGUCCUACACUUUGCAGUUCCAGUUGGUAGUUUGAGUUCCUCAAUUCCAGGCCUCUUUAGCAAUGAGCAAAAUAGGUUAACUUUAUUUGGACAAUUUGCUAUCCUUAAAUACACCUUCUCACCAGAUGAGGAGAGGUGGUUUUUGUAUUUCCCGCUCCUUAACAAAGUAUGUGAUGUACGUAAUUUAAAAACUUUAAUGACUUCCUAGACACGAAAAACUUGACAUUUGAAAAGGCUGUGAAUUUUUCUCCUUGGAGGGAGAUCCCAUCUUGGUUGCUUUGAAUUGACAAUUCCCCUUGUGCCAGGUGAGGGCUUGUGAAUCCUUUUCCCUCCAUUUGUGGAAGAGCCGUCUGUGUUGUGCCCAGGAUCGAGGGAAAGUGAACAGGGAGAUUUAUUUUUGUUUGUGUGAAUUGUUUUCUCUAACUUCUUAAGCAUUAACAUAUAAGCGGAAAUUUUAAGGCGCAUGUUAUUGUAAGAGCAACAUGGUGGUGUUGAGGUUUUUUUCUGAACAUCAGUGGCACAUUUUAAACUUCCAAGUCUUCAAAGUGCCUAUCUUUAAUUCUCCCUCAACUGAUUUCUUGAGCCAUAUAUAUAAUUCCUACUUUAAAUGUUUGUUUCAGAAUCACUAGUCUUCCUUUCAAAGAAGUAUCCCCCAGGAUUCUAAAUGGCAUGAUAACUUCAUAGAAGACCAUAGAAUCUGUUAACAUAAAUACUAAAGCUAUUUUUCAUUGUUAAUCUGUGAACAAGGGCUUUGCCCUGUUGGAUCGAAGUAUUUCCGUGCACAACUUGGUAAAAACCAUAUCGCUGCUGUCUCUAAGCCCUCCACCAACCAAAUUUUCAUGUUCAGCAUUGUAGAGGCAGAAAUAACAUAAUUUCCCAAC
Odobenus rosmarus divergens (Pacific walrus) is the source of this 10694-nucleotide messenger RNA. RefSeq names its product ubiquitin specific peptidase 9, X-linked (gene USP9X). Gene Ontology annotation, molecular function: cysteine-type deubiquitinase activity; cysteine-type endopeptidase activity. Gene Ontology annotation, biological process: cell migration; protein deubiquitination. Lineage: Eukaryota; Metazoa; Chordata; Mammalia; Carnivora; Odobenidae. Gene Ontology annotation, cellular component: nucleus; cytosol. The coding region runs from base 29 to 7759 and encodes 2576 amino acids. The transcript is spliced from 44 exons. The record is from RefSeq and is a predicted model, not a curated record.